GUUUCGAGGGAGCUUUUUAAGAGAUUUUAAGGUCGAGGGUCAUAGUUUCUUGAUGUAGGGUUACCCCACCCAUUUGUGGGACCCAUAAUUCUACCUAAGUAGGGCCCACAACAUUUGAUUUUGUUUUUUAUUUUAUUUUCAUGCAUAUUUGGACCCAAUUUUUCUCCAUAGUAUAAAUGAUCUUGGCUCCUUCCUUCCCUUUUAACCUUUCUAUAACUCACCUGUUCAACAAUCUUCUAAAGCUAUAAAACUAGCUAGGCUGCUUAACAUAACAUACUUAGCUUCAUAUAUUUGUGAUACAAGCCAUGAAUCUAACUGUAAAUGGUCAAUCACAAGUACCUCCAGGGUUUCGUUUUCAUCCAACUGAGGAAGAACUUCUUCACUAUUACCUGAGGAAAAAGAUAGCUAACGAUAAGAUUGAUCUUGAUGUUAUCCGCGAAGUAGACCUCAACAAGAUGGAACCAUGGGACAUUCAAGAGAAGUGCAAAAUAGGAUCGACGCCACAAAAUGAUUGGUACUUGUUCAGCCACAAGGACAAGAAGUAUCCAACAGGGACUCGUACAAAUCGUGCCACUGCUGCUGGAUUCUGGAAAGCUACAGGUCGUGAUAAAGUCAUAUAUGGCAAAUGUAAGAGGAUAGGAAUGCGAAAAACCUUAGUCUUCUAUAGAGGACGCGCCCCUCAUGGCCUGAAAUUGGAUUGGAUCAUGCAUGAAUAUCGCCUCGAUGACAACUCCAGCACUCAAGAUCAUCAGGCCGAUGUCAACUUUUGUGCAUCGGAAUCAGGUGGUGUAGAAGAGGGUUGGGUGGUCUGCCGCGUAUUCAAGAAGAAGAGUUCACUCGAAAUCCCUCAAAGCAGUUCCUCUACAGUUCAGAAACCAAACACUGACGGCGUUCUUGAUCAAAUACUCAUGUACAUGGGAAGAUCGUCAUGUAAACAACAACAACAACACGAAACCAAAAACAACAACCCAAACAUUCAAUUUGAAAGCAGUUUCCUACACCUCCCAGAGCUGGUGAAUCAUCAUCAUCCAACGACCAACAACGACAUGGAAGUACUAAUUCAUCAAGAUUGUGGCUUUGAUGAGAUGCUCAUGUCAACAGGAACUGAUCAAAUUAAUAGCCCUGCUUGUGACUGGUUAGCCCUCGAUCGCUUGGUGGCUUCUCAACUCAAUGGCCAUUUCGAUAUACCAACCAACAAUAACACUGCUCGAUCCAAUGAUGAUGAUGGUACUGAAUUUUGGAGCUAGAUGCAACCAUCAACCUUUUAUCCAAUAAGCCACUUGUCCCUAUGAAUCAAACUUACAUAUAUACUCGUACUGUAUAUUAUAUCCAGAACAGUACGCGCCCAGCUAGUUCUACGUCAAUAUAGGAUAGUACGCUAGCUAUUUUGAGUGAUACCUAUAAUUAAACGAUGCUACUCUUUCCUGUGUACUCAAAUUAAUAAUUAUAAGCCCUUCAUAUUUUCUCUGAAGGGCAGGGAUAAUUACUAUAUUGUUUAAUUAUAUACACAAAGAUGCUCCCCUACAUGG
Messenger RNA from Capsicum annuum, 1529 nucleotides. RefSeq names its product NAC domain-containing protein 66. The record is from RefSeq and is a predicted model, not a curated record. Lineage: Eukaryota; Viridiplantae; Streptophyta; Magnoliopsida; Solanales; Solanaceae. Bases 306 to 1247 code for a protein of 313 amino acids. Gene Ontology annotation, biological process: regulation of DNA-templated transcription. The transcript has 2 exons. Gene Ontology annotation, molecular function: DNA binding.